Paramecium sonneborni is the source of this 1008-nucleotide messenger RNA. The record is from the annotation of a GenBank genome assembly. Lineage: Eukaryota; Ciliophora; Oligohymenophorea; Peniculida; Parameciidae.
AUGGGAAUUUGUAUUGAUAACAAUUGUCAAUAUCAAAGGCCUUAUUGUCAUUAUUGCCUACCAAAUCAUUGUUAACACCUCAACAAGCUAAUACUUUCAGAAAUGUUAAAUGAAUGGAUUUAGAAACGGAUCCUCAGUAUUAAUGAUGUAUAAAUGAAUGCUUAAGAGUGUAAAUCUAUUCUUGAUAGUCUUUUAAAUAAAUUUAUUCCUUACUUCAACAUUAAGUUAGAACAGCUAGGAAUUUCUUAAAUAAACUAAAUCAUUAAGGGUUUAUGCUAAAUUGAACUUUACGAGUAAUAAUUUUUCAACAAACUCAAAUCAUCAAUAGAAUAGGUCAAAUAAAUUGUGAAUAAAAUAUUAAAAGACUUCAUAAGUUAAACAGAUUUAAAGUAAAACAUUAUUAUGCAAGUUAAAUAACCUAUUAUUAUCAAACCUAUAAUUUAAGAAUUAACAAAAUAAGUGAACAUAUCUAAACCAAAGCAAUUCACUUUUGAGCUUAUCAAAUAAAAUUCAAUUAAGUAAGAUGACUAUUGUUGUGCAAUUGCUUUUAAUAAAGAUGGCUCAAUUCUAUUAGCUGCAUCUUAUCGUUAUAUUAAAAUAUAUCAAAAUAAAGAAGGAAAACUUAAUCAAAUAUAAUGUUUAAGGGAGCAUACAAAUACUGUUUAUACAUUAAACUUCAUGAAGAUUACAAAUAAUUUUGUAUCUGGUAGUUAUGAUAAUUAAAUUAUAAUAUGGUAUGUGAAUGGAAAUAAUGAAUGGAAAUGCUAAUAAAAAUUGAAUGGCCAUUUAGAUAGAAUACUGUGUUUAUUGAUUCAUAAUACUGAUUCUCUCAUUAUAUCUGGUAGUGGGGAUAAAACGAUUAAAUUUUGGAUAAAAUAGAAUUAAUGGUUAUGUUAAUUAACCAUAACGGAACAUACUGAUUAUAUAUGUUCAUUAAGCUUAAGCGAAGAAUAAAAUAAAGUGAUUUCUUGUUCAGCUGAUUCAUAAAUAUUAGUAAUCGGAUAGUGA